AUCGUGGGCACCUAUCGAAAGCUGCAUAUGUUCAACGUCAUUACGCCGGAGUUUAAAUUCCGGGAAUCCGAAACGGUCCGGUCCGGUAACGAAUUGGUCCCACCAAUUGAAACGCCAAUCGGCAGAGUUGGUUUACAAAUAUACCUUCCGCCGAGAUGGUCGAGAGUCCAUCAUCGAUUUGACUUUCUUGGUCCGUCGUUAAUGACGAAAAUGAGGUGGAGGGUAUGCGAAGGAUACAGCCACAGUGACCAUCAAGCCAUCCGUUAUACCAUUGGCCAACGAAACUCCGUGACAGUACGGAUAAAUAGGACAUACCCGCGCAGGUGGAAGACAAGAACCUUUCACAAGGACAUUUUCAUCGAAAUACUUGGAGAGCGGCGUCUUGAACAUGAAAGCUGGUGAACUGAAGAAACGCUAGCAAAAAAGAUGUUAUAUAACAAUGUCAAGAAAAAGAGAACCCAGGUAUAAGCGAUCUCCAGCCUAUUGGUGGAGUGAGGCACUGGGCGUGCUUCGAGCCAACUGCCUUAGCGCUAGAAAACGCUUCCAACGGUCAAGCAUAGACUCCAGAGAAGAGCGGAGUGUGGAAUUUAGAGAGGCUAGAUACACUCUUAAACGGGCGAUUAAGCGAAGCAAAUCUAAUUGCUUCAGGGAGUUAUGCCGGGACGUCAAUCCAUGGGUAGGUAGGCCCGAAGCUCAGGGGCCCAACAACACCCUCCGAAAUGUGUCCCGAAAAACUAAAAACUAUCGUGGAGGGAUUAUUCCCGCAGCACGACCCAGCGACCUGGUCACCCACGCCAUAUAGAGAGGAUGAGAUUGAUAACACCGAACGCAGAGAGGAGUCGAACGAUGAGCUAGUUGCAGCUAUAGAACGCAUCAAAACGAAGAAAGCGCCUGGCUCAGCAGGAAUCCCCAAUGUAGCUUUAAAAGUGGCAGUCCUAGCACUCCCUGAUAUGUUCAGGACAGCAAUGCAGAAGUGUCUAGAUGAAUGCUACUUUCCGGAUCGAUGGAAGGUACCAAAACUAGUAAUAAUGCUCAAACCAGAAAAGACGCCGGGUGAUCCAGCGUCUAUGCCUGCUGGACACUCUCGGGAAACUUUUGGAGAGAAUCAUCCUCAAUAGGCUGAGGGAGUUUGAGGACUGUCCGAUAGUCAGUUCGGAUUUCGGAAAGGGAGAUCCACGGUAGAUGCCAUUGGCAUUACUGUCGAAAGAGCCAACGAAGCAGCGAAACAGAAACGACACUGACACUGCGCUGUUAUGCGUGUUUUGGAAUCGUCAUGGCGUGAUCCGCUGGGAGUUAUUAGAUGCACGCGAGACAGCUGAUCGGCACUGAUAUUAUGAUCAGCUUAACAUAGUGGCCAAGCUGUUAGGCAGAUCGGGUCCAGUUUGAACGGUCGGUUGUUUGCGUAUAUCGGCUCCAGUGAGUCGUUGUCCGAUUCCAGUACGUGGUGUAGAACGCAUAAAGAGAAAACAUCUUAGGUCAGAUGCCACAGAUACUAAUCGAUCGGGAUUUCGAUCGGACUAUGGACCUUGAAAGCAAUGUAUCAGAUAUUCGUUGAAGCAAAAGGAUAUUUGUUCAUUGAGUUAUGUUUUCAAAAUAGUUUGUAGCUUUGAUUUAGCUGAUUUUAAUUGAUGAUUUUUGAUUUAGUACUUUUUCAACACGUACUACUACUGUCUAGUACCAAUUCCAGUAGAUAUUCCAUCAAGCUCGUGUAAGAGGAACUGGAAUGUGAAGAGGUUGGGUUAGCGUUAUAUGAGCCAUACCGUUUGUGUUGGAUGUAUUGAAGUUUAAAGAAGGUGAUGUCAAGCUUUACACCUUCAUGUGGGAAAUACUAGAGUUUGAAGAGGGUUACGAGCGGAUGGAGCUAGCUAUGCAAACACUUGGCCUGUAGGUGAACGAAUUUCACAGAGAAUGUGCCGAUGUAUGCACCGAUAACGCACAUAUUGCCACCACAACUUGCUUGAAUUGUCAGAAAAUUGAGCAGGUUCCAGAAUCUGUAAUUUAAUACAACAAAAGAAAAAUAACACCUGAAACUGAAUUCUCGGUUUUCAGAAACAUGUGACAUAUGCCAUGCACAUCAGCAGAAAAUGGAACAUAAAACGCAUAUUUCAUUACACAGUCCCGUAUUUUAAUUUCUACAGAGUGAUCGUUGAAUUAUUGUAUAGUAGUAAGCCUUGAUUAUAAUAAAACUACUUUUGUCAUUCGUUACCCAAACCUCAUCUUAACAAGAUGUAUUUUAUCAGGUUAUGGGCCCAGGCAAGCUGAUAUAGAAACGGCACUGUUUGGAGAGAAAAUUUUUUCACUGUGAAGAUUUUGAAGAAGUUUUUAAAAGCAAGAUGUCUAUUCCGGUUGUUGGCGAUGGAAGAAAUGCUGGAGCCCAAGCUGGCGGAUCGACACCACCCGGUGGUGUGGUUUCGGUGCACGCGAGGGAAGUGCUUCGUGGAUCUGAAAAUUACAAUUGCUGGGCGUUCUCAACCAAGAUGGUGCUCAUCAAGAAGCGGACCUGGUGUGCCGUGAAGGACCGUAAUGAAGGAGAUCCGGAAGUAAGCGAUGAGGUGUCGGAACAAGCUCUGGCGACCAUUUGCCAGAACAUCGACCGGAGCAUCUACGGAUUAGUUCAAAAUGCGAAGACAGCGAAGGAAGCAUGGGACGCGUUACGGAACACAUUCGAGGAUAGCGGUUCUACCCGUAAGAUUGGACUUCUGCGAAGGUUGACGGGAAUUCGCUUGGUAGAAGCCGAGCGGGACGAUGAUGUCAUUUGCCAAUCUCCCCAGGAAUAUGUGAACGAGAUCAUGGUGACCUGUAACCAGCUGUCGGAGGUCGGGUUCAAGGUGGACGAUACCUGGAUGUGUAGUUUGGUACUCAAGGGUUUACCGAAGAAAUAUGAUCCAAUGAUCUUGGGCCUGGAAUCGUCUGGAGUGGCGCUGCCGGGGACGGAUUCGAAGCCGGUUGAAAGUGAGGGUGUGUUCUUCAGCAAGCAGAACUUAUCAAAGAAGCAGGUGGAUAAGUCUGGCAAGCAAGUCGACAAGUCUACCGUGAAGUGUUUCCGUUGCAAGAAAAUCGGACACUUUGCAUCGGAAUGCCAGAAAGAGAAGCGUCCUGUCCAGAAAGGUAAUGCGGCUUUCUAUGCUGCUAAUGCUGUGCAGUCGAAUGAGAGGAAUGACACUGAUUGGUUUUUUGAUUCUGGCGCAACCGUUCAUUUGUGUCGGAACAAGGAGAUUCUGGAAAACCCACAGGAUGUGUCUACUAGGAUCAAUGUGGCCAAUAACGCUGCGGUGGAAGUCGUGGCGAAAGGAUCGGUAAAGCUGGAAGUGAAUUGCGGUGAAAGGACAUGUGACCUCACAAUGAGCGACGUGCUGUGCGUUCCGGAUCUGGCGAUUAAUCUACUUUCGGUGAGCAAGGUAUGCAAGAAUGGAUUUCGAGUGUUGUUCACCAAGGAAGAGUGCCAAGUAGUCGAUCCGGACAAUGCGAUAGUUGCGAUUGGUCGUGAAGUUGAUGGCCUGUACAAGCUAUCCGAAGUGAAGAAGCCCGUGGGGAAUCUGGUCAAAGACGGUAGAUACGAGCUAUGGCACCGGCGAAUGGGACACCUCUCAGCCAGUGGAAUGAAGCGAUUGAAAAGUAUGGUGACUGGUUUGGAGUUCGAGGUGAAGGAUCCGGCGAAGUGCGUACCAUGUAUUGAAGCUAAACAUUGUCGUCAACCAUUUGAAGCAAAGGGACAUCGAGAGGAUCGCAUACUGGAACUGGUCCACUCGGAUUUGUGUGGUCCCAUGGAAUCAGAGUCGAUGGGAGACAGUCGUUAUUUUCUGACCUUCAUUGACGUUGCAAGUCGGAAAACUGUCGUGUAUUCUCUGAAGUCCAAGGAGGAAGUACUGGAAUCGUUGCAGGAUUACAAAGCUUUGGUGGAGAAUCAGACGGGACAGAGGAUCAAGCGGAUUCGGACGGAUAAUGGAAGAGAGUACGUGAACCGGAAUUUCCGGAAUUUCUUACGGAAGGAAGGAAUUUAA
Molecule: messenger RNA, 4001 nt
Organism: Toxorhynchites rutilus septentrionalis
Lineage: Eukaryota; Metazoa; Arthropoda; Insecta; Diptera; Culicidae
Gene: NitFhit
Product: nitrilase and fragile histidine triad fusion protein NitFhit
Exons: 3
Coding region: 2334-4001 (555 amino acids)
Biological process (GO): DNA integration
Molecular function (GO): nucleic acid binding; hydrolase activity, acting on carbon-nitrogen (but not peptide) bonds, in linear amides; bis(5'-adenosyl)-triphosphatase activity
Source: RefSeq, a predicted model, not a curated record